AGUGUAGCAGAAAACGACAAAAGCAAAGAGUAGUGGCUCUUAUCCAUGCAUGCACUCCACUCAGCAAUGGCCUGACAUGAACGACAACAUCAACAACCACUCCAUCUCAGCUUCUCCACCACUGACAUGAUCACCACUUCCCCAACUUCUUCCUCAACCACCAACCUUGGAGGAGCACAACCUCUUUCGCUGCGCUUCCUAAGCAAACCACCGCUUCUAUCUCUCACCCUCUUCUUCCCCUCCCACUCUGCUUACAAGGGCAUUGCGGUUUCCUCAACUCAGUGCAAACCCAGAGUGCGGUGUGAGAAAGAAGCAGGGAAUGGUAACCAUAAUGGGGUAGAGGAAGAAAAUGAAGAGGUUGAACGUGAAGUGCAGUGUGAGGUUCAAGUGGUUUCUUGGAGGGAAAGGAGAGUUAAGGCUGAAAUUUCUGUCAAUGCUGACAUUGAAUCCACUUGGAACGCUCUCACUGAUUAUGAGCAUCUCGCUGAUUUCAUUCCAAACCUUGUGUGGAGUGGAAAAAUACCUUGCCCAUAUCCUGGACGGAUAUGGUUAGAGCAAAGAGGAUUUCAAAGGUCAAUGUAUUGGCACAUAGAAGCUCGAGUUGUGUUGGAUCUUCAAGAAUUCAUCAAUUCUGCAUGGGACCGAGAACUUCACUUUUCCAUGGUUGAUGGAGACUUUAAGAAGUUUGAGGGCAAAUGGUCUGUAAAAUCUGGAACAAGAUCUUCAUCAACUAAUGUAUCUUAUGAAGUUAAUGUUAUACCAAGAUUCAAUUUCCCAGCCAUAUUCUUGGAAAGGAUUAUCAGAUCUGAUCUUCCCGUGAACCUCCGAGCCUUGGCAUUUAGAGUUGAAAGGAUUAUUUCAGGAAAUCAGAAACUUUCCCUGCCAGAAAAUGACUUGGACAAAACUUCUAGUGAUAUUUAUGGUUCAUGUACCCAAAAGACAAAUAGUUCUUCCAGUGAAAAUAAUAAGUUGUCUCCUGGAGAAAACAAAGAAGAUUUAGUUCGCUCAAUUUCUGGUACUAUGCCCUUGUCUUCCAGUGAGGUGAAUGUCAAUAAUUGGGGUGCAUUUGGAAAAACUUGCAGUCUUGACAGGCCUUGUGUGGUGGAUGAAAUUCAUCUCCGUAGAUUUGAUGGACUUUUGGAAAAUGGAGGUGUUCAUCGCUGUGUUUUUGCAAGCAUAACAGUUAAAGCUCCUGUUAGUGAUGUAUGGAAUGCCAUGUCUUCCUAUGAGACUCUUCCUGAAAUAGUUCCAAAUUUAGCUAUCAGUAAGAUUUUAUCACGAGAUAACAAUAAAGUCCGCAUUCUCCAGGAAGGGUGUAAGGGCCUGCUUUAUAUGGUACUUCAUGCUCGUGUUGUGCUGGACUUGUGUGAAUAUUUAGAACAAGAGAUCAGUUUUGAACAGGUUGAAGGGGACUUUGACUCAUUCCAGGGAAAGUGGACUUUUGAGCAACUCGGAAAUCAUCAUACACUGCUAAAGUACUCUGUGGAGUCAAAAAUGCGCAAAGACACUUUCCUUUCUGAAGCUAUCAUGGAAGAGGUCAUUUAUGAAGAUCUCCCAUCAAACUUGUGUGCAAUAAGAGACUACAUUGAGAACCAGACAGCAUCAAAUACUUUGGAAAGUAAGCAAAAUACAAAUUCUAGGCAGCAAACUGCUUCAUCUGGCUUUGCAGAUGACGACAGCUAUUGUUCAGCUGAAGAGUUGUCUGAUUGCAAUGCUCAAAGUUUAUCUCAACAAAGACGAAGAGUUCCAGGAUUACAAAGGGACAUUGAAGUCUUAAAAUCUGAAAUCCUGAAAUUCAUUGCAGAACAUGGACAAGAAGGAUUCAUGCCAAUGAGGAAGCAACUUCGUUUGCAUGGAAGAGUUGAUAUUGAGAAGGCUAUAAAUCGCAUGGGGGGGUUCAGAAAGAUUGCAAUUAUGAUGAACCUAGCUCUGGCUUACAAACACCGCAAACCAAAGGGUUACUGGGACAAUCUUGAAAAUUUGCAUGAUGAGAUAAGUAGAUUUCAAAGGAGCUGGGGAAUGGACCCUUCAUUUAUGCCCAGCAGAAAGUCAUUUGAACGUGCAGGACGCUUUGAUAUUGCACGUGCAUUGGAAAAGUGGGGUGGACUUAAUCAGGUUUCUCGCCUUCUGUCCCUCAAGGUGAGGAGACAGAGAAGCAAACAGGGCAACCUUGACAAGGACAAGAAAGUUGAGGAUGAUGUAGCAUCAUCACCUGAUGUAUAUAUUGAGAUCAAGACACCAUCUAGACCCACUGUUUCUCAAGAUCCACAAAAAUGGCUUACAGAAUUAACACAGCUGGACAUAAAUUGGGUUGACUAAAAGCAGUAUAUACAUAUAUAUUGGUUCAAAUAGAAUUUUGUGCUUACAUUUACACAACAUUCUUGAUUUCGUCUUUCUUGGCCUUCUGUCCAAAUUGGCUUGAGGGAAGGUACUUAUCAAAGGAAAAACUCCACACUGGUAGGGGACUUCGAUUUUUAUUGGCAUAGAAUGAAAUCUUUCUUAUUUUGUUCCUUCA
This is a messenger RNA of Vigna unguiculata (cowpea), 2515 nucleotides long. RefSeq lists its product as uncharacterized. The record is from RefSeq and is a predicted model, not a curated record. Gene Ontology annotation, biological process: regulation of photosynthesis, light reaction. NCBI's taxonomy places the organism in Eukaryota, Viridiplantae, Streptophyta, Magnoliopsida, Fabales, Fabaceae.